Oncorhynchus kisutch (coho salmon) is the source of this 4708-nucleotide messenger RNA. RefSeq names its product SH3 domain-binding protein 2. Gene Ontology annotation, biological process: signal transduction. The record is from RefSeq and is a predicted model, not a curated record. Lineage: Eukaryota; Metazoa; Chordata; Actinopteri; Salmoniformes; Salmonidae. The transcript has 13 exons. Bases 346 to 2127 code for a protein of 593 amino acids. Gene Ontology annotation, molecular function: SH3 domain binding.
CCUGUACUCCCUCCCAGAAGGCAGGCAGCCAUCGUCAGGGCAAGGAAAGGCAAGGAAGGCACUGUGGGCGGCAAGGCAGGAAGCACACAACACAGGGUGCAAUCAACAGCUCUGAAAGGGCAUGAGGCACAUUCCAGGGGAAACGUCUAGUUUCCUGUCCGCUUGUCCGGUUCAGGGUCAAGAUUUGAGACUGCAGGUUUUCCGUCUGUAUUAGGGUUUUAGAGAUUUAGAGGAGAGUGUGGUGUGUGUUUCUCUGAGUCUGCCUUAGCGCGCCCUCUCUCUGUCUCAGUCUGAUUUAGAAGUUAACACAGUCAGAGUGGUGUGGUUCUCUCAUUGGGUUUAUUGAUGGAUCUCCUCAGGGAGAGCUCAGCAGUUCAGACCCUCAGGAGACGAAUGAGCAAGAGAAACAUGACUUCAGCAGAGAUCUCCUGGCCCAUCCCCAUGAGGGCCAUCGGGGCCCAGAACCUGCUCACCAUGCCAGGGGGUGUGUGCCACUCUGGGUAUGUGCACAAGAAAGGAGGGAGCCAGUUCAGCCUUAUGAAGUGGCCUCUUCGCUACUUAAUCAUCCAUAAGGGAUGUGUGUAUUACUUCAAGAGCAGCACCAGUCCUGCACCGCAAGGAGCUUUCUCUCUCAAUGGCUACAACAGGGUGAUGAGGGCAGCAGAAGAGACCACCUCCAGUAACGUGUUUCCCUUCAAAAUUGUCCACUUCAGUAAGAAGCACCGUACCUGGUACUUCUCAGCAGCCAGUGAGGAUGAGAGAAGGAAAUGGAUGCGAAAUCUGCGGAAAGAAAUUGAUCACUACAAUGACAGAAGGGAUUCACAUGUUUCAAGUGACUCCGAAUCUGAUGCAGACAGCUUCUAUGGAUCGAUCGAGCGCCCCAUGGACAUAACCCAUACCACAGAUGACCCAGAAGGCAAUUACAUGUUAGAGGAUGAAGACGACGAUGAGGAUGACUAUGAAAAACCAGAUAGCCCACCAACACCUACAGGAAGGCCAACCGUUCCACCACCAUCCUACCCACCUCCUCCAGUCCCAUGCCAGUUCAUACAUGAGUCCAUGUCAGGAUUCUGCAAAGGUCUACCCCCUCCUGUGCUCGGCCCCAUCAGGAGCCCCACCAGCCCCCUUCCAAAGAAACCGCCAGCGCCCUUACCUCCACCCAAGCUCGGUGAGGUCAGCCACAACCACCAUGGACACAAGAACAUCCCAAAUAAGGGCCCCCCUCAACCUCCCCCCAUCCACCUCAAGCCUAGCCCAGAGAGGAGUGCAUGGAGUCCUAAGAGCCCGACCCCCCCUCCCCCUCCCAUGGCCAACCUAAAGAAGCAGGCAAUGAUGGGGCAGAUGUCAUUCUCCACCAUAGCUGGGGGGAAACAUAAAGACAGGAUGCCCCCUGUUCCAGUGUCCAUGCAGUCUCCCGCCACCCUGAUCAUCUGCAGCGACCUGGAAAGGAAGAUGGUGCUGCACUCCAGCCCUAGUCCACCGGGUUUUCGUGGCAACAAACCCAGUCACAUUCCGGGCAUGCCAAACCACUGCCUCAGCUCCAGACCAGCUCCAGAUCUCCCACCACAGGCCUUGCCAGCACUGAACCACACCAAGCCUGGACUGUACAAACCACCCCUGGUACCCAAACUUCCAUGUCCUGCGGCCAAGCCUAAACCACCUGGAGGGUCAGCACAAAGAUCUUCUCCAGAUGGACAAAGCUUCCGGACCCCAGUGGACGAGGUGCCUGUCUCUUUAAGAAAGAGCAGGGAUCCAUCCAAGGACACUGACUAUGACUCUGAUGAAGACUAUGAGAAUAUGCAAUUACCAGAUUCUGUGUUCCUGGACACAACAGAAACAAGCAGUGUUGAAAAGUUAUUUAAGGAAAGCUCCAGAACACCGCAGGACGGUCUCUACUGCUUCAGGAACUCAGGAACAAAAACAUCAAAGGUGCUGGUGGUGUGGGAUGUGAGUGUGUGCAAGGCCAGAAACUACAGGCUCUUUGAGGAGGACUCCCGGCUGUUCCUGGAGUUAGAGAUGACAUUUCCCUCCCUGUCAGCCCUAGUGGAGCACUACCAUAGCCACCCACUACCCAAUCACGGGUCUCUGUGUCUGCAGAAGCCAUAUGGUUACAUCGUGCCAAGGUGACCUUGCCACGACCCCGUCCUGAGGUCACGGCCUCAUCUGCUCAUAUGAAGUCUCUCCUCGUUGGCGUCUACCAUGGUUCUGCCACUGUAAUGAACUACAGUAGAAACUUACUACGGCUGAAACACAACCACAGUGCCCACUGUAAAGCAAGGCAGAUUGUUGCAUCUCUGUAACCGAGCCUGAGUAAAUGUUGGAGCGGUUCUGGUGAAUAUCCUGGCAUGGGCAGAGGUGCAACGAGUGCAGAUGGUUGCAGUUGUUGAAGAAAAUAUGGCAUCUGUGACAAUGAGGGCAAUGAGCUGUAUAGGUCUUCCUGUAUGCUCAACUGGAGUGCCACAGGUUUACAGAACACAGUUGUACUAUGUGAGGACUACUGCAGGAAUAGUGCUGUAAAGGUCUGUCAUUACACUUGAUAGCAGCAGGCAGGUGAACUGCUGUUGUGUUGUGAAGAAUACAUGUUGGAGCAAGCAAAUGUUAAGAUUUGUGGGUUGAAUGCACAUGAAUGUCAGAAUAUUAAUCACUGCUUAUGUAUCAUGCAUUGAGGACCAACUUAUUCUACAAAUCAAGUUGAUGAAACGUAUCAUAUUAUCUUCAGAAGAAAUGUAUUAUUCAGACCACAACGCAAACGCUCUACCUCCCUAUUUACUCUUUUACCUUACUGCCUGUCUCUUUCUCUCUACCUGUCUCUGUCCCUUAAUCUUUCUCUCUUUACUUCACCCUCCCUCCCUCCCUCCCUCCCUCCCUCCCUCCCUCCCUCCCUCCCUCCCUCCCUCCCUCUCUCCACUGCUUACAUAAUGAUAACUGUGACAUAUGGUGCACAAAACCAGUGCUAUCUAUGAUCAUGUAAUCACACUUUAAAUGAAACUGCCCACACGUGUAGUAUUGCACUGUAUAGAAUUGUAUAUAUUGUAAAAAUGAUUUUGUAAAGUUGUAAAUAUAUUAUUUCUGAUUAUAAGAAAAAUAUUUUAGAAUGGAUAACAGCAGAAGGCAGAUACAUAUUCCAUUGGGUUCCAUUGGGUUCCAUAUUCUGUUUGGUGACGCACCAUUUAACCAUGCCCAUGCAAUAGUCUUGAGUGUGACUGCAUUUAUGUUGAAGAUGCACUAUGUUAUUUAUCUUUACCAUAAACAAAAAUAUUGUAUUUUAAGCUGGUGUACAAAACCAAAAGUAAAAUAUGCAAAAACGGAACUUAAGAACGGGAAGCAUAGAAAUAGUGCACAUAAAACAGAUUUACCGCUUCUUAGGCUUGCUUUCAAUGAGAAUGAAAGAUCUAUGACUCAUGUCUAUGUGAAUUUGGUCAGUCACACAAAAAGUUACAUAUUGUAGCUUUAAGUCACAAAAAAUAAUGAACUGAAAUGACAUCCACAUAAUUACAAUCAGACUUUUUUCAGUCGAGAGUAUUUUAGGGGAAAUCAUGGCUACUAUAUAUUUCUAUGUUGUAAUCUUGCCUCAUCUGUGUGUUAUUCUCCAGCCACGAGGACAAGUGCAAGAGAAUCACACACUGGACACUCACUGAUAGUGAUGGGCAGAUAUUAGCUCAGAUAAAAUCGAAUCCACAAUUUCUCACCCUCGUUUUCAUGAUCUCCAGCACAAUACCAGUGUCUACACAUGUGAAAACGGUGCAUUUCUACGUUUUGUAGAAAAAUAUAUAUAUCACUCUGGCUAGACACUCAUUGUUUUUCUAACUUUUAAACCUACCCUGUGAUGUCACAGACAACUGUCUAAAAAAAGAUAUAACAAUAAUACGUGUAUUUUGUAUAGCGCUUUUCAUUAGUGUUACCGCAAAGCUCUACAUAGGCGAAAAUAAUGAUAAUAAAAUAAAUACAAUAUAAACAUCAUACAUUUAGAAUCAAGGCAGGAAAUAGCCAUUCUAAAUCCUAGAAAGAGGGACUAUAAGAAAGAUGUGUUUUACAGCCCAUUUUACAAGUUCAAAUUUGAGUACCUUAUCAUUUUAACCACAGGUCAUAGAAACACACUGUUUUAAUAUAUAUAGACACUGGUUUGGUGCAGAGAUAAUGAAUAUGAGGUUGAAAAGUGGCAGAAUUGCACUUUAAGGAAUGCUACAGCAGCAACACAAGCAUCAGAGGAGCUGGUUCAUUAAACAUGCAUACUAAAUAAAUCAUAAUGAUAUCGUGAUUAAUAUUCAAUGUUUUCACAUCUUACUCAGUGAGGAGAAUUGAGAUAAUAUGACGUCUCUUUCAGACCUUGACAAGGAAGCCAGAACAAAUAGUGCUCUAAAUGACUUCUUAUGUCUGUCUCUCCUUCUCUCUCCCUCUCCUCUCCUCCUCUACUGUGCCACAGCCAUAUCACCACCAGCAUCACCACGUUAGCAGCACAGGAUAUUAGUGCACUGUUCUUUAACUAGUUCAUUAAAUGGGAGACAGCAAAGACGAAAACCAAUGCAAAUGAGAAUUUCUGAAGGCAGGAUUACUAAGAUCCAUCAUUGUGAAUUAAUUAACACAGUCUAGAGACAGAACUGCCAGAAUUAUAGUAUCUAAUAUGUCAAAAUCCAUUAAAUUGAACAUUUUAAAGCUUUUUGACAGUGGUAAAUUACUCAAUAAAAUUAUAUUCGAUGUUGAAACUACA